Hibiscus syriacus is the source of this 1782-nucleotide messenger RNA. RefSeq names its product methyltransferase FGSG_00040-like. NCBI's taxonomy places the organism in Eukaryota, Viridiplantae, Streptophyta, Magnoliopsida, Malvales, Malvaceae. Gene Ontology annotation, molecular function: protein binding. The record is from RefSeq and is a predicted model, not a curated record.
ACCAAAAUUUGAAACCAACAAGCGAGAAAAAAGAAGAAGAAAAAAAAAUACACUAUAAGCAAUGUCUGCCGCCGAAGAGCAAAUGCAUCAGCUCAGAUCAGAAGCCACCGUGUUUCUCCUCAGAGAAGAAUGGAGAGAUUCUAUACACCUUUACUCUCAGUUAAUCGAUCUUUGCCAAGCUCGAAUUUUCAAUACCCAUCAAGAUCCCAACCCAGACCCAGAUCAUCUCUCCAAGCUCAACAAAUCUCUCUGUAUCGCCUUCUCGAAUCGAGCCGAGGCAAGGUCGAAGCUACAAGAUUUCACCCGAGCACUUCAAGACUGUGAUGGAGCACUUCGAAUCGAACCCACCCAUUUCAAGACUCUGUUCUGCAAAGGUAAGAUCUUACUUAGUCUGAACAGGUAUUUAAAUGCUUUGGACUGCUUCAAAGCAGCACUCUUUGAUCCCCAGGGUAAUGGGAAUCUCGAUAUUGUUAAUGGGUAUUUAGAGAAAUGUAAGAAACUCGAGUUUCAAUCUAGGACGGGAAGUUUUGAUCUUUCUGAUUGGGUCCUUAAUGGGUUCAAAGGAAUGCCUCCGGAACUUGCUGAAUAUGUCGGUCCGGUUGUGGUUAAGAGGUCUGAGCUUAGUGGUCGGGGCUUGUUUGCUACAAAGAAUAUCGAUGCCGGGACUUUGCUUGUCACCAAGGCUAUUGCGAUUGAAAGAGAUUUGGGAGGUCAAGAUUCAGCUGAAAAUGCACAGCUUGUUAUGUGGAAGAAUUUCAUAGAUAAAGUUAAGGAAGCUGUCUCAAAAUGCCGAAGAACACGGCUUUUGAUUAAUAUGCUAUCAACAGGUGAAGAUGAAGUGGAGCUUGAAGUCCCUGAUAUGAGUAUCUUUAGGCCUGAUAUUGAGUUAAAUGGCUGUUCAAAGGACCAGGAGCUCGAUAUGGAUAAGAUUUUAAGCAUUUUGGAUGUCAAUUCUCUUGUGGAAGAGGCUGUUUCGGCUAAAGUAUUAGGGAAAAACAGUGAUUUUUAUGGUGUUGGGUUAUGGAUAUUGGCUUCCUUCAUCAAUCAUUCGUGCAAUCCGAAUACGAGACGUUUGCACGUAGGGGACUAUGCUAUGGUUCACGCUUCUAGAGAUGUCAAGGCCGGCGAAGAGAUCACGUUCAUGUAUUUCGAUACGCUUUCUCCAUUUGAGAAACGUGCGGAAAUGUCAAUGUCGUGGGGAUUCAACUGCAAAUGUAGCCGAUGCAAGUUCGAAGGAGCUGCGGUUUGUCCAAAGCAAGAGUUGAGAGAGAUUGAGAUUGGCCUUGAAAAAGGGGUAGAUGUGGGAGGUGCAGUUUAUAGGUUGGAGGAAGGUAUGAAGAGAUGGGCAGUGAGGGGAAAAGGGAAGGGCUACUUGAGGGCCUCCUAUUGGCCUGCAUAUGCCGAGGUAUAUGGUUCGGAUAGGUCUAUGAAAUGGUGGAGCAGGCGGAUUCCGGCAAUGGAGGCUGUUGUGGACAGUGUAGUAGAAGUUGUGGGAAGCGAAGAGGGAGUAUUGAAGGCUGUUGCAAAAGGAUUGAAGAAAAGCGGUGGCGGUGGUGUGGUGGAAUUCGAGAGAGCAAUGAAGUUGGGAAGGGGGUUUUAUGGCAAAGUGAUAAAAAUACAAGCAAUGAAGACUCUUCUUCAGAUGGAAUUCAGGAUCAAAGCUAUUAGCUAAAUAGCCAUUGGAGAAACAAUCCUUUUGAUUUUAUAUUACUUUUUUUCUGUUUAGUCUGUUACAAUUUUUCAUCUAACUUGUUUUGCUGCUACAUUUGAUGUUACCAUGAU